UGAAGCGGAGACUAACGGUUUUAGAUUGGGUAUUGAUACCAGUAAUAGUUUUUCCUUUGACCAGGUAAACUUGUGGUAUCUGUUUACACGGUAAUUUUAUACAGGUGUAAUACAGUCUCUAUGUACAUAAUUAUGAUAGGAUAGCACAGAGCAAACAGUCACUAGGAACAGAAGGGAAAGGAAGAUAAAAGGCAAGCAUGGGACUGCUUAAAAAGCUUUUUGAAGAACUUCCAGAUGACGUCAUCUGUACUCUCUGUAACGAAGUUUUCCUCGACCCAAGGGUUUUGCAAUGCAACCACAUGUUUUGCAGCGCCUGCUUAGUACGCAGAGCUACACGAUUAAAGGCUGAUAUAUGUUCAACAUGCGAGACACCUUAUCAUGGGCCUUCUUGUAAACAAGCUGACGAGGCUUUCAAGCGAAAACUACUGAACCUUAAUGCUAUAUGUAACUACAAAUGUGGCAUGAAAAUUAAAAUGGCGCAGCUACCAGAACAUCUUAAAGACGAGUGUCAACAAGCACCAGUGCCGUGUCCUAAUGCGAUCAAAGGGUGUAAGAAAAAGGUGAAGCGGUGUGAUUUGAAUAAGCACAUUGACGAAUGCAAUUUUCGAGUAGUAACUUGUGAAGCAUGUGGACAUGUAACUAUUUUCCAAGACCUUUUCACUCACCAAAGUAGAAAAAAAUGUCUAGAGCGAAAGCUAAAACAACAAGUUAUAAGGGAGUUAAGACAUGCUCAUCAGGAAGUAAUAAACCACAGGUCAAAUGUCAAGAGAGAUCAUAUACGCCUAGACAUAGAACAAACCAAGAAAGUAAUUCAACAUGCCCGUUAUCUGCAAGAACGAAAACAAAAACUCCAUCAGUUACUGCUUUCACAAAACAAUAAUGAUGCCAUAAACAGUGAAUCUGGAGACAGUUUUUUCUUAACCGAUUUAGAAGAAUUGAAAAACAAAGACACUUCAUUAACAUCAACUCCUGUUCACUCUAGAUCUACAGUUGGAUCCCAGCAGUGUGAUAGAUGCCUUAAGCAUUUCUUCCCUGGAAAGAACCAUGGAAAAUCUUGCCGUUGGCAUGAAGGGCCUGUAAGUAUAUGUUUAUCUUAUUCAAAAUAAGUAAUUAUGAGCAUCUUUAUUUAGUUAUGAGGUUAAUUAUCUUAUCAUUUUCAAAUUAUAAUCCUGGUACCUUUGAUGAACAAUUUCAUUUGUUUUAUUGGUUUCUUUAAGUAUGUUUAAACUGAUUUCCUGCCAUUAUCAAACUUAUUUCAAACAGAUACUAGUAUGCUUUGUCUGAAGUCUCAUAUAAUGAUUCAAGUAACCCAUAUACAUUUAGAAAACAGAAGUGUAUCUAUAAUUUUACCAAACACAGAUUUAUAUAUUUUACUAGAAAAUUAAGCGUCUGUAAUGAGAAUGUGUAUGAAUAAUACAAGUCUUGGUAAAUCAUUACAUAUGGUCUGACACCACAGUUCUUUCGUAGUGCAUUUCUUUUAGACAAUAAAUGGAAUUAAAAAAAAAAGCAUCUGCGCUUUUUCAGUGGUAUUUUUACAGUGUGUGGUACUACUUUUGGAACAAAUCAUAUUAAAUUUAUAGAAAACUUCAUCCGCUCUAACUCAAAAUAUGGACAAUUUUAUGUAACGGGGAUCUUGAAUUUUUUUGACAGGUUCCAAAUACCUAAUUUUUAACCUUUUUAAGAUGGACCAAAUCACUACUUUACUUUAAAAUGCAUGACCCAAAUUUCUUCACAGUGUAAUGUCAUCCACCUACUUGCUAUUUGAG
Molecule: messenger RNA, 1766 nt
Organism: Mytilus trossulus (common blue mussel)
Lineage: Eukaryota; Metazoa; Mollusca; Bivalvia; Mytilida; Mytilidae
Product: TNF receptor-associated factor 3-like
Exons: 3
Coding region: 198-1106 (302 amino acids)
Molecular function (GO): zinc ion binding
Source: RefSeq, a predicted model, not a curated record